UUUCGACGAAAUUUGCCUUUGGGACUGCCUAUCUGGUGAUGCCCAAACACAAUUACGCGGUCUUACGUCUUUUCGCUCACACAACAGCUGUCUAAAUAUUGUAAACACUAAAUGUGUUACUCGGUUAUUGCCCGGUUGAGCUCUGCACCCGAGGCUUGGAUUCACUCAGCUGCCUCUUUCGUUAUACACCGGUCUUUUUUGUUGACGUGUUGGUGCCGCUCUGCGGUACCACGAGUUUUGCGUUGCAGAGCUUGUUCGGUCUGUUUUGUAGUGUACGGCGCUCAGUCACUCGCCGGAUUUCUUGUAAAUUUCACGUGUUUGGUCUGAUUUUGCGACAGUUUACCGGCUUUAGCUUUGCUGUUGUUGUUGUGUGUUUGUGUUUACUGAAUUCUCUCUAUUUGUGUUUUUAUUAUUGCGUGCGUUUGUGACUUUGACUUUGCUUUUGCUAGACGUUUUUCCUUUCUUUAGCAUGUGCAGUACUUUGCAGUUACCUUUGCAUGUGUGUACAUAUACACCGUGUAAUGAUAAUAAAAAACAUAUUUCGUCAAUUAGUUGGUGAUUCAUUUUUGCUGUGUCCACAUCUACGAGUAAAAUACCCCGAAAAUUGUAUUUUUAAAAUGCCGGGCAAAAGGGUAACGUUGGAAAUGGCCCAACAAUUGUAUUAUAAUUACAAAUUGGGCAAAAACAUCAAAGAGUUAUCGGAAAUGUUUUCUGUAUCGCAAAAAACAGUGUAUAAUGUGAUAAAUCGUGCGGAAAAUGAGGGCAGACUAGAAGCAAAGCGAGGAACCGGUCCUAAACCAAAAAUAAGUGAUACAACACAACGUUUAAUGGCUCGCAAACUGGAUCAAAAUCCAACAAUUUCGAUUAGGGCUCUUAUGCGGGAGCUUAACGAAGAGCGCAAUAUGCAUCUCUCUCAUGAAACUGUGCGCCAGGCAAUGCGAAGACACGAAUAUGCAUCAAAAUCUGCUAACGAACAAAUGCCUGCCGAAAAGUUAUCAAAUACGGACGCAGAGAAAACGCUGUCUUCUGAGCAAACAAAAGAGGUCAUUCAUAAUCAAAACAAACCCACACGCUAUGAACGCGAACGCGCCGAAUUGAAGAACAAACCGCGUAGGGUGCUCAAUUUGGAAGAGCGCGUACUGGCCAUACGUCUGUACCAUCAAAAGCCGGUGUACCAACGUGUGGCGUCCGUAUUCAAAUGCAGUUGGGAGCAAAUACGUAACGUUAUCGCCAAUCGUGACGAUAUAUUGCAGCAUUAUGGCGAAAGUCAGACCGUCACAUCCCAGGACACACCAGAAAUUGCGCGCAACAAGAAAAUCAACUUUCUCGGCAAUGUCACAUACGAAUUCAUACGACGCGCGCAGUAUCACCGCAGCGUGACGCUUAACGAUGUCGCUUUGCGACAGCGUGCGCUCAAGCUACGCGACAUCCUACAAAUCGAACAGUUUCAUCCGAAUAAAGAAUGGUUGGCCGAUUUCAAGAAGGCCUACAAUGUGGAGUGGGACAAUUUGGACGCGCUGAUUAUAUGCGGUGUGCCGCCACGUUCGUUGGACAAUAAGGACUUAAUCGAAUACUGUACGCGUAUGGUGGCGAAAGCUAAGUCGCUGAUAGAUAAAUUGCCCAAAUCACAGGCGAGAAAGGAGGGCUCUAAACGCUACGACGAAGACGAUUCUGAGGAUGAGUGGGCGGCCAGCAGUGGUGGUGAUGGUGGCGGUGAUGGUAGUGAGGUUAGUUUCGAUGACAAGGGAUCUGAUACGAUGUCCGUUCAGCUGGAUGAUGAUGUGCCUGUGGUGAAUGAAAUUGACGACUUUACCGGCAUGUAUUUAGACCCGGCUGAUAACGAUGAAGAGGAUUUCAAUGGAUUUGCAACAGCAGGCCCCACCGACAUUUACGGCACUGAAGAAACUGAGAAAUACGAUUUUACACAUACGACCGUAAGCAACGACGCUGCGUCACCAACACUAAUAACAACGGAACCAAUAUUGGUGUCAGAAGUGCAAAUUAAGGAGGAGCGACGCAGUCGCAGUCGUAGCAGAAGCCCGCCAUUACUGUCACCUUUGAACGUGACAAGUGGUAUAAGCACGAACGCCACGACGGUGGGUGGUGGUGGUGGUGUGAAACGUAAGCACUCGGAGACUACAACACCAAAACCAGUAGACGAUGUCGAGUCAAAUAAUAAGCGCUUCAAAAGUGAUACAGUGGUCACAUAUACGGAGGCUUUACACAAUUUGUGCACUUUAGAAGAAUAUGCGACACAAGAAGAAGAUUUCGAGGCAAUCAAUUUACUUAUGCAAUUGGCGCGGGUCUUAGAGAAGCGCUGCACUACACGAAGGCGGAUGUUUAGUGCAUAGAGCCUGAGAUUAUACAGUUGUGUAUGUAUGUAUGUAAGAACACGUACGGAGAAGAGAGUAUGUAAAUACAUAUGUAAGAUUGAAGUAAUAAUAGUUUAAUUUUGAAUAACAAUACAAAUUUAAUGCCCUUCAAUUAAUUUAAUUAAUAUAUGUACAUAUAAUAAGUACUAUAAGGUUAAGCGGUGUAGAAUAAAUUUUGUAAAGUAU
Zeugodacus cucurbitae (melon fly) is the source of this 2558-nucleotide messenger RNA. RefSeq lists its product as uncharacterized. The transcript has 3 exons. The record is from RefSeq and is a predicted model, not a curated record. Bases 498 to 2351 code for a protein of 617 amino acids. NCBI's taxonomy places the organism in Eukaryota, Metazoa, Arthropoda, Insecta, Diptera, Tephritidae.